This is a messenger RNA of Myotis brandtii (Brandt's bat), 2096 nucleotides long. It is a transcript of the gene OTUD3, whose product is annotated as OTU deubiquitinase 3. Gene Ontology annotation, biological process: protein deubiquitination. Gene Ontology annotation, molecular function: cysteine-type deubiquitinase activity. Bases 192 to 1079 code for a protein of 295 amino acids. The record is from RefSeq and is a predicted model, not a curated record. The transcript has 7 exons. Lineage: Eukaryota; Metazoa; Chordata; Mammalia; Chiroptera; Vespertilionidae.
UCUCUGUGUGGAGGAUUUCCAUGGAUGGCCUGGCAUGAAGCAUUGUUGUUUUUGAUGAACUAAAUUAAUUUUUAAAAGGUUGUGACCAACAUUUUUGUUUUGAUAGUAAUUGCCUGUUCAGAGCUCUUGGUGAUCAGUUGGAGGGACACUCACGAAAUCAUCUCCAGCACCGACAAGAGACCGUAGACUACAUGAUCAAGCAGCGGGAAGAUUUUGAACCCUUUGUAGAAGAUGACAUUCCCUUUGAGAAGCAUGUGGCCAGUUUGGCAAAGCCUGGUACAUUUGCUGGCAAUGAUGCAAUUGUAGCCUUUGCAAGAAAUCAUCAAUUGAAUGUGGUGAUUCAUCAACUUAAUGCCCCUUUGUGGCAGAUUCGCGGUACAGAUAAAAGCAGCGUGCGGGAGUUACACAUCGCAUAUCGAUACGGUGAACACUAUGACAGCGUUCGGAGGAUCAAUGACAACUCGGAAGCUCCUGCUCAUCUCCAGACCGAUUUUCAGAUGCUUCAUCAAGAUGAAUCAAAUAAAAGAGAAAAGGUCAAGACAAAGGGAGUUGACUUUGAAGAUGACCUGCGAGAUGAGGUGGAAGAUGCAGUUCAGAAAGUUUGCAAUGCGACUGGCUGUUCAGAUUUUAAUUUGAUAGUCCAGAACCUGGAAGCUGAAAAUUAUAAUAUUGAAUCUGCAAUAAUUGCCAUGCUUCAGAUGAACCAGGGGAAAAGAAAUAAUGCAGAGGAGAACCUCGAGUCCAGUGGCCGAGUGCUGAAGCAGAGUGGUCCUUUAUGGGAGGAGGGUGGCAGUGGCUCCAGAAUCUUUGGAAAUCAGGGCUUAAAUGAAGGCAGGACUGAAAACACUAAGGCGCAGGCCAGCCCUAGUGAAGAAAACAAAGCAAAUAAAAACCACCUCCCAAAGGUCACAAACAAGCAGCGCCGAGAGCAGCAGCGCUUAGAGAAGAAGAAGCGGCAGGAGGAGCGGCACCGUCUCAAAGCCCUAGAGAGCAGGAGCAGCCACAGGGACAACAGGAGCGAAGCGGAGGCCAGCGAGCAGGUCACCUUGGUGAAGACCUUCGCUGCUCUCAACAUCUGACGCCACUGCCUGCGGGAGUCGUAAGAAGCGAGUGGAAGUGGCGUGCUGUGCCCCGACUUCCCAGGAGGCGGGCCUUCGGACCACCCACAGAACCCACCCAGGAGCGCACCCUCGGAGUUAGUGUCCUCAGGCCGCCUCUUUUUCUGUCAACGUUUUGUUAGUGAUGUGUUUUAUUUUAUGAAAGUUCAGUGAAGCCACUCAUGUUCUGUGAUUAAAAGGUUGAGUUUUAGGGUGGAGAGUAGAUCAGGGAAAACCUUUUAGGUAUGGUUUGAUUUGUUCUGAAAACAAGAGUUCUGUGACCCUGGGAUCUUCCCUUAACCUUUGGGGUGAGUUUUACUGAAAUUGUUCAUGAAGUGGUUUAGAUUAAUUGUUAGAAAUGCAGAAUGACAAGUUUCCUUUGAUUCUCUCUCAUUUUCAAACAGAUAUGUUAAUAUACAGGAUAGUUUGUAAAUGAUCCGCAACUCAGGAACGUGUUUAGGUUUAUUUUUCUUUUAAUCCAAGUUAAUCAGAAAAUACUUCAGGAAGUGUUCUCCCAAAGUGAUGUGAGGGAGGGUGUGGCCUGCAGUCCGGGGGGAGUAAACUGCCUCUCUCCUUCCCGAUCUGAUGUCAUUUCAGACGGGACGCAGGUGCUGCUAGUUCCUUUACACUCAAGCCAUACGAUACAUGCGCCUGACUGUUAAUUAAGCCUGGGCUUUGCUGCAGAAUCGAUAGUGUUGUUGAGCUUUUGGUACUUGUUUUUGGAAGAUGGGAAGAUAAUAAAGUUCUGGGAUUCUGACAGUAUGGAGAGUUGUAAAGGGAGAAAUUGAGGGGCCCUUGAGUGUUUGCCUGGGAAGAGUCUAAAGAGUUAUUUGACUUGUAGGAGAGAAUGCUGGAAGAAUAUCUAAGGUUUUUCACCUUCACAUUGUAAAUAACUGUUUCCUUCCCCACUUUUCUAGACUUAGCUGCCUUCAGAAAAAUAAAAGGUAACUUGGCCUGUUGCUAAGUUUUUUAGUUUUGUGAAAAUGGAAUCCCAUAAAA